AUGGAAACUGAGGAUAUGAUUAGCCUCCCUGGUUCCAGUGAUUCUGUAGAUAAAAAUGAGAAUGAUGAGCUUUCGAAGUCUGAUUUUGGGCUAAGUGGAUCUCACUCUCAACCAGGUAGUAAUGAGGCUGCAGAAAGUAGGGAUGAUGAGGAGAAAUUGGGGCUUCAUGAAGCUGUUGGAAAUGAAGAAGGCACAACGGAUGGGAGUUUGGAGCUCAAUGGAGGUGCUGGUGGAAACAAAGAAAGUACAAAAAAUUGGGAGAGUUUUGAGCUCAAUGAAGGUGUUAUUGGAAAUGAUGAAGCUAUAGUUGAUCCAGGGUAUUCUGGGCUUAAUGUUGGUGAUAGUGGAACUAAAGAAGCUGCAACAGAUCAGAGUAAUUUGGUGCCUGAGGAACGUGACAUUGGAUCUGAAGAUAUUCAGUUUGCAGUGGAAACAGAGGCUGACAUGGAUUUGGUUGAUUCGCCUGUCAGGCAAGUGAAUAUUGAAGUGGUUGAUGCCGUUAUAGUUUCCAAGAAGCCGGAUAUUUCCAGCAUCACAGGGAAUGUUGAGGAUUGUUUCCUUGAUACACAAAAUAGCGGUCUUGUCCCACAAGACAAGAUGGAUGGCAGUCGUGUUAAGAGAAAAAGGACGACAUAUGAUGAACAGCAGCCUUCAGUGCAUGUCAAGUAUAACUCCUUAACAAGAGCUAGCAAACAAAAGCUUGAGGAACUGUUACGACAGUGGUCAGAGUGGCAUUCUCAACAGAGUUCUUCAUCUCAUGAUUCUGAUGAAAUGCGACAGUCUGGUGAAGACACUUACUUUCCUGCUCUAUGUAUCAGCAUGGAGAAGUCCUCUGCAGUGUCCUUCUGGAUUGAGAACCAAACAAGGAAACAGCAAGACAAUGAAAUAAUUCCUCAGCAUGGUAAUUCUGUGCCUCUGUAUGAUCGUGGAUAUGCAUUGGGUUUGACUUCAGCAGAUGGUCCAAUUAACAUGGAAGGAAUACUUGCAAAUUGCUUAAGUUGUUCAAAACUUGUUGAUUGGCAUGUAUGUGGAACAAGCUUGGAUAUUAGCAUUCAUGGUGAUUUUAUGAUUGUGACUGGGGCAUGGAAUCUCUAUAACCUUGUUUUAGGCUUGGAGAUAGUGGAUGAUGCUGCACGUUGUUUUAACUGCGGUUCGUACAACCAUUCUUUGAAAGAAUGCCCUAAGCCUCGUGAUAAUGCUGCUGUUAAUAAUGCUCGCAAACAACACAAGUUCAAGCGAAAUCAGAAUUCUAGCUCCCGCAAUCCUACACGUUAUUAUCAGAGCUCUUCAGGUGGAAAGUAUGAUGGUUUGAAGCCAGGUUCUCUUGACACUGAAACACGGAAACUUUUGGGUCUUGGGGAAUUUGAUCCUCCACCAUGGCUUAACAGAAUGCGAGAGCUGGGAUACCCACCAGGAUAUCUAGAUCCCGAUGAUGAGGAUCGGCCUUCAGGGAUCACAAUAUUUGACGAUGGGGAAGUCAAGGAGGAACAGGAAGAUGGGGAGAUUAUGGAAACAGACCUUCCUGAACCUCAGAGGAAAAUGUCAGUUGAAUUUCCAGGAAUAAAUGCAGCAAUUCCAGAAAACGCAGAUCAAAGACUUUGGGAUGUUGGGCCUUCAAGUUCUGAUCCAUACCGGCACCGAUCACACCAUAGAUUGAGCCAUUCUUCAGAAGCUACAGGCAGGUGGCAUCAUCAUGAGCAAAGACAACAUAGGGAUGAUGGGCCUCCAGGUGUUGAUUCGGUGUUUAGCCCAUCAUUGUCUAGUUACCCUCCAAGGUAUGGUCAUUAUGAUUCUAGUUACAGUUCUGACAGCCCUAGAGAGCUGACACCUGCCUUUGGGAGGUCCAAUUCUGAUAGAGGAAGGAGCGCUUUGGUAUAUGAAGAUUUUGCAAGCCGUGGUCCUUCAUCAUACUCAUCCUCAAGGAAACGUUCUUCACCACGGGAUAUUGGCUCUGUGAGAUACGAGACUGAUAACAGCUGGGAUGACUAUGACAAGGAUUAUUCAUAUCGGGAUCAUUCAUUUCGGAGUGAGUAUGACUAUGAUCUCCAUCGCCAUCGUAGGAGCGUUGAGAUUCUCGAGAAGGAUAGGAAUUAUCAAUUGCAAUUACAAGGGUGGGAUUAUGUUAAUGUGUUAGAGAACCAGUUGUUUAUGAAGGCUGUUACUGAGGAGGAAUAUAUCAACCUGGACACUCUGAGAAAUAGAUUGCAAAGUUUAAUCCUACAACAAGAAAGUGAUGCAAAUUGUGGUCAACAAGGGUCCAAUUUAAUGGCAAUGGAAACUUUGGGUUCGACUCAGGGGUGCAGUUCUGGUGCAGGAAACCCUAUUUACAAUAGUUACCCCAACUGUGGCAACAAUAAUUAUAACCUGUUGGUGGCUGACAAAAGGGAUCAAUUUGGUUUCCACAAAGGAAUCGCAAGUAUGCACAGUGCUCUUGCAGUGGCCUCAAGGCAGAUUGCUAGUGAGAUGGUUUGCUCUCCUGAUAUAAAUUCCUCCGUCACUACUAGCUCCUGUGGGGAUGGGUUUCCCGAACCAGGAACUUUUGACAAUGGGCCAGUCUUCUCUCAGGGAGAUCAUCCAUAUCGUUUUCAGGCCUUCAAAGACAAUUUUCAGCAGCAACAUUUUGAUCAAAGUUGA
Dovyalis caffra is the source of this 2634-nucleotide messenger RNA. The record is from the annotation of a GenBank genome assembly. NCBI's taxonomy places the organism in Eukaryota, Viridiplantae, Streptophyta, Magnoliopsida, Malpighiales, Salicaceae.